This is a messenger RNA of Engraulis encrasicolus (European anchovy), 5104 nucleotides long. It is a transcript of the gene tom1l2a, whose product is annotated as TOM1-like protein 2. Gene Ontology annotation, biological process: signal transduction. The transcript is spliced from 16 exons. The record is from RefSeq and is a predicted model, not a curated record. Gene Ontology annotation, molecular function: phosphatidylinositol binding; clathrin binding; ubiquitin binding. NCBI's taxonomy places the organism in Eukaryota, Metazoa, Chordata, Actinopteri, Clupeiformes, Engraulidae. The coding region runs from base 56 to 1804 and encodes 582 amino acids. Gene Ontology annotation, cellular component: endosome; membrane.
CAUAGCCGCGCUGUCUCCCACCUUCACUCUGAGCAGACUGUUUGUUGUCAUCAAGAUGGAGUUCUUGCUGGGGAAUCCUUACAGCACUCCUGUUGGCCAGUGUAUUGAGAAGGCCACAGAUGGCUCCCUGCAGGGCGAGGACUGGACGCUCAACAUGGAGAUCUGUGACAUCAUCAACGAGACCGAGGAGGGGCCCAAAGAUGCCAUCCGUGCCGUGAAGAAGAGGCUGAACGGAAACAGGAACUUUCGAGAAGUGAUGCUGGCCUUAACGGUAUUAGAGACGUGUGUGAAGAACUGUGGCCAUCGCUUCCACAUGCUGGUGGCCAACCGGGACUUCAUAGACGGCGUGUUGGUGAAGACCAUCUCCCCCAAGUCCAACCCCCCCGCCAUCGUCCAGGACAAAGUGCUGGCCCUCAUCCAGGCGUGGGCGGAUGCCUUCAGGAGCAGUCCGGACCUGACAGGUGUGGUGCACAUCUAUGAGGAGCUGAAGAGGAAAGGCAUCGAGUUCCCCAUGGCAGACCUGGACGCACUCUCACCCAUACACACACCACAGAGGGGAGUUCCAGAGGUGGACCCAGCCGUGCUCAAGUACCGUCCUCCAGUCCAGCAGCCCACCGUGGCGGCCCAGCCUCCCCCACCCAGAGCAGCCCCCCCAGGCCAGGGCUCGACCACCGCCUCCCCCUCUCCCACACGCACACCUCCCGCCACCCAGGGGCCCAUCGCCGCCAACCCAGAACAGAUUGCCAGGCUGCGUAGUGAGCUGGACGUGGUGCGUGGCAAUGCCAAGGUGAUGUCUGAGAUGCUGACGGAGAUGCAGCCGGGACAGGAGGAGGCGUCCGACCUAGAACUGCUCCAGGAGCUGAACAGGACGUGCAGGGCGAUGCAGCACAGGAUCAUGGAGCUGAUCUCUCGCGUCUCCAACGAGGAGGUUACCGAGGAACUGCUGCACGUCAACGACGACCUCAACAACAUCUUCCUCAGAUACGAGAGGUAUGAGAGGUACAGGUCUGGUCGUGCUGCUCAGAAAAACGGGAUGCUUAGUGAAGCCACUGAGGAUAACCUGAUAGAUCUGGGCCCGGGCUCGCCUGCGGUGGUCAGUCCUCGGGCCACGGGAACUCCCCACUCCGCCAGCCCCACGCCCACCCCUACUCCAGCGUCCCCACCCAGAGCUGCCCCACCCAUGUCCCCCCCUGCUGCCACCGCUGCUGCUGCUGCUGCACCCCUCAUGGCCAACGCCACCGCCUCUCCUGCCACCCUCUCCACACAGCUCGCCGGCCUGGACAUGGGUGCAGACAGUGUGAGUGGAACACUGAGCACUCUCUCCAGUGCCCCCCCUCAGCGGCAGGACGACUUUGACAUGUUUGCCCACACCAGAAGCAGCUCCCUGGCAGACCAGCGCAAAAACAUGACAUAUGAGGAUCCCCAGGCACUCGGAGGCCUGGCCUCUGCCCUGGAUGUCAGACAGCAAAAUACAGCUGGGCUGAGGGCUAAUGAUGAUAGCGCAGAACUCCAGCCCAUAGACAGCUGGCUCAUCACCCAAGGAAUGAUUCCCGUCUCGCAGUCCUCUGUCAUGGAUGACAUAGAGGAGUGGCUCUGUGCUGAUGUGAGAGGCGACAAGGAAGAAGGGGUGACGAGUGAAGAGUUUGACAAGUUCCUGGAGGAGCGUGCUAAGGUUGGAGACUCCGUAUUACCGUGUGUCCCCACUGGAGAGCCCAGCCCCCCCGUCAGUGCCCGUAACAGCAGCAACAGCAGCACAGGCCGCAGGAAGGCAGAGAGGACGGAAGACGCCCUGUUCGCUUUGUAGAGACUUCUGUUUGUUUCCCUGCCCCAUCCUCUCUGCCCCCGCUACCACCCACCUCCAUUUGCACUGUAGUCUUAGGCUGAAGUUGAAAGAUCCACUUUCUCACCACAUAGUGCAAAGUGAAAUAUAGAGAGCAAUGGCAACGAGUGACGUGCAAGUUACGUGCAGUUACGUGCGAGGGAUAUUCCGAUUGUAAAUGGAAUGGUGGCAGUAUUCACUUUGUGCACAAGUCAUAUAAGCUCUUUAUUCAUUCGAAAUGUGGCUGUAUUUUGGGAAUAUUCCAGUGUUCCACACAUGUUAGCAACAUAUUCUGGAACUUGUUUUAAAACGAAUACUGACGAUAUUCAAUUUGAAACCGGAAUACAAUAUUCUAUUUGAAACCGGAAUUUUUUGUGCAUGUAGCUGCACACAAUGUAACUCGUCCCGUGUUGUGCACUAUUUAGUGAAGGAGUGAAUAUUUUGGACACAGUCUGACAGUCUUACUACCCCCAGGCCCUCCUUUAGCACAGGCUUUCACUGGCAGCCGCUCACCACUGCAGUCCUCGGUCCAAUACAGAUAGUACUGUCUGCACCAUAUUCUGGCUCAUCACGUCAUAGUCACCUGCAAGUGUUCUCAGUCGAUUUUAAGCACACCUGUCUGGUAGGGUCUUUCGGCCCUGUCGUCUUUUGCCGUCAUUUUGUGAUGCGAGCUGAAGUGAAGCAACUUAACACUGUGAGGCAAUGGGCUGAGUGGGUCUUGCGAUUAACCUAACAUUCUAACUGUCUGUGUCCGUCCUGUCCCUCCCUCCCUCCACGAUGCUACAAGUAGUAGCAUCAGAAAAUCUAUUCUGAGACACAGACUGUCCGAGAUCAACACUUCCCACACGCAAAACGAGGUGCGAGGGGGAGGACUUUUGAUAUGAUAUUAACCCCAUUCCCUGUUUGAUGAUCAUUCCUGUUGUCUAUUCUUACAAGAAUUACUUGCACUAAUGCCAGACUAUGGUGAUAUAUGGUCUGAAAAUAACUGAAAUUCCUGGUAUUUUCCACAGCCAAAAUGAUUUAGAAAUUAAUUUGCUCUUGACUUGCUCUUCUCCUGUGUGUCUCACAUUCCUUCUCUGAUUUUUCCUCUGUUCACUGUUUUUUUGUUUUCCUUUACUCUCCCCUUCCUUUUCCUUCCUUGGUGUUAUGAGGCGUGGCUUAAACCUGUGGAAUUCUCUUCUGCCACGCUGUUGUGUUAGAAUGAAGCCAAACUAUUUGGCACUUUUGAAGAAAGGGAAUGAGUUGGAAGAGGCUUAGAGUUAAUUUUUGAGACACCCUCUCACUCACACCAUGUGGCCCUCACAGCAGGACACAAACAACUCUACAGACAGGCUCCGUAAUGUUCAAAACAACAAGAUACAGACAAACACACAAAUGAACAAACAAACAAACAAGUAAAUAAACAAAAGAGCUGACCAAAGAGUCUAGACUGAAUAAGUUUAGCUUUCACAGGAUGGGCACAGUGGAGAAAAAUCAUGCGUUUCAUCUAAGACGUACGAGAGCCAGACACAUUUUUGUGUGUCAGAUGCCACACAAUCAUGUUCUAAUUUGGCCUCAUUCCAAAUAAAUGUCAGGUCAGGUUCCAUUUUCAUGCAGAUGCUCUGUAGAUGUAAAGAAAAAAAAUGUUUUAUGCACAUUAGACAAUGAUGGAGAUGCUGCUCUGGAGUUGUGUUGUAUUCCUGUUGCAAAGUUUGAGGGAAGAGCAACAUCGACUUGUUAUUGCACUUUGAUUCUUAGACGUGUCCCUUCUCAUUCCAACUCUAUUCCAAAUCAUCAAAAAGAAGACAUUGACAAGGGCACUCUGAAUCUAGUUGAGAUUAGUUGACUAAAAUGAGAAACUAGACAUAACAAAGAUGACUGAGACAAAAGAAACAAACAAAUCUAGCACUGACUUUAUUUUAUAAAUUCCACUUGUAUAGUCUAAACAUGUUUUGACUGACUUCAUGGCUUAAUCGUUACUGUAAAAAUUUGUAUCAAUAUGUAUACGUUACAAAUGUAUAUACAUAAAAAUCAUGUAUAAUAUGCUGAAAUGUUUUGUCUGAACUUUAGCUAACUGCAGUAAUUGGUUUCUAUUACAUGUACUGUUGAUGUCUUUGAUUUUGAAGUGUUUUUUUGUGGUAUGCAAUGCAAGAUGAUGCAAGUGAUUCCCUAUAUCCGGGUGACUGCUGCCAUUGCACAGCCAGUUCCAAUGGUCCCUCCUUUAACAAAUCCCAAAGCUUUGCUCUCGGCUGGAGUACCCUUCUACCCUUCUGGAGUACCCUUCUUCUUUAACGCGGUCCGUUAUAUUAAUCUUAUUGUAGUGAUUAUUCGAUAACAUCAUCUUCAAAGAUAGCAAUUGACUCUCAUAGUGGAGUUUGGCUGUUCUAGAGCUCAGUGUGAGAGUAUGCAUAAUAAUUCCUUCGAGCAGAUUCCAUAUAUACCUUUUUAAAAAGUGUAUCCUGUGAUCAGUACAACUUCACACUACUCUUUAGUGACAUUGUAUUUACUCAAAGAUUAGAUUUAAAUUUGAUCUGCAGCAGCAAACAGAACCGUUAUAAAUGAUGUAUACAUUGUAGAGGAGGUAUACUUUUAUCUCAGUUCUCAGUGUUGUAUUUGAUAAUACCUGCUUGUGGCUGAGGUAGCAAUCAUGUAUUUAAUACAGUAUGUAAUGCUGUUACAAAAAUGUAACGUCUUAAUGUGUUUAAUUUGUCCUAAAGAUUCUUAUUUUGUAAUUGUCAAAUUAUUUUAAUGAAUCAGUAUUUUUAUUUUAAGUCCUCUCCCUUUUUUUUGGUGUGAUAUAAGUCAAGUGAUCAUACGCUUUAAUUAUCGACUCAUUGUAAAUUGUUUCUUUUAAAAUAAGGAAUGCAUCCAAUUCUUUCUUAUUUAGGUGAGCGCAGUCUCUUUGAAACGUGGGGAAUGACUGAAUGAUGUUCCCCCUUUCUUAUGUUUUCAAUUUUACAAACCCAUCAUCUGCUGCAUUUGUGUAUGUGUGUAUGCGUGUAUGUUUCUUGGGGCGUGUUUGUGUGUGCCUACAGACAUACCUCAAUUGCGACAAGUGCGCUCAGUGUGUGUUUAUCUACCGUCAUAACUGCAAAAGAAUGCCAGACUGACAAACAAAAAAGGGGGGUUUUGUAUGGCACUUCCAGAGCGUUCCAAAAUGCUGUGUUGUUGACAUCUGAGGCCAUGUCAGGACUCAGAAGCGUUGUGUAGCCCCUGUUUGAGUCCUACUGAUCUGGACGCUACAGUAUUGCAAAUUUCAACUGUCUGACCCAUACUUAACUCAAAUAAAACACUAGCAAAGUGUGA